ACCAGCCAACCAGCAACGCAACGGAACGGAACGGUGCCGAGGCGACGACGCGGGGCUGAGAACCAAACCGGCAAACGGAACCCCCUCGCCUCCUCCUCCCUCCGUCCCUCGCUUCUCUCCCCACCUUGUCUACUGCCGCUGUCGCCCGGCACGGCGGCUGCUCCUCCACUCCCAGAUCUUCCCGCCGCCGCCCCCCAAAAAUAGCGCCCACCAAAACCCUACCCCACCCUGCCCUCCCUCGCGGCGUCCGCCCCCGACCCCGCUCCGCCGCCUCGAGCCGCCGCCGGACUAAACCCUAGCCCCACCGUCUCCGCCGCCAUGGCCGGCCCGUCCGGCGCCUCCUCCUCCUCGCGCGGCCUCAGCGGCGUCGGGGUCGACCGCUUCUACAUAGCGCCCCACGUGCGCCGCCAGCAGCAGGAGGAGCAGCUGCAGCGGCUCAAGGGCCAGCGCCCCUCGUCCCCGGCGGCCGGGACGCUCACGCCCAGGGCCGCCGCGAGGCACAAGCCGCCGCCGCCGGCGGCGGCGGGGGCUGCGGACCCGGCCGCCCCGCCUCCCAAGGAGGCCGAGAGGCGGGCCGACGCGCCCUCCAAGACGUCGGUAUCGACCGCGGCAGCGCCCACCUCCAAGGCGACGGCGGCGGCCGAUGCGGCCGUGGCCCCGCCGCCGGUGGAUGACGUGGGGAAUCUCGAGAGGUUCCUCAGCUUCACCACGCCGUCCGUGCCCGUGCAGUACCUGCCCAAGACCAGCAUGAGGGGAUGGAGGAUUGGUGAUGUUCCAAAUUCACCACCAUAUUUCUGCCUUGGUGAUCUCUGGGAAGCUUUCAAGGAGUGGAGCUUUUACGGUGCUGGUGUACCCCUUGUGUUAAAUGGCAGCGACUCUGUGAUUCAGUAUUAUGUGCCAUACCUUUCUGCUAUACAGCUGUAUGCAGACCCUUCAAAGCUUUCAGCGAGGACCAGGCAUCCUUGGGAGGAAAGUGAUGGGGAAUCUAUGGAUACUAGCAGCGAAGGUAGCAGUGAAACUGAUGUCGACCGGUUAAGAGGUUCUCUGGAAGCAACAUGUCGAUUGGAGGGUGGUUUCCAAAGGGAUGAUGGUGAAAUGCACUCGCCGUCCACUCGUCCAAUAUUUGAGUAUCUCGAAACGGAUCCACCAUUUGGUAGAGAGCCUUUAACAGACAAGGUGUCAAUUCUUGCAAGUAAAUUUCCUGAUUUGAAGACAUUCAGAAGUUGUGAUCUGCUGCCAACCAGCUGGAUAUCUGUUGCAUGGUACCCCAUAUACAGAAUACCUACUGGACCAACACUCAAGGAUCUAGAUGCAUGUUUCUUGACAUUUCAUUACCUGUCGACUCCUUCCAAGGAUACUGAUCGUGCUGCACCAGCAUGCCCUAGUUUUGGUGGGCUUAACCACUGUGUGAAUGCAGCUGGUAAGCUAACAUUGCCAGUCUUUGGGCUGGCAUCAUACAAACUGCGGAGCUCUAUCUGGUCAUCGAAUAGGCCUGAGGAGCAGCAUCGUGCAGCCUCUCUGAUGCAGGCAGCAGAUGAGUGGCUUCGCCAACGCCAAGUGUACCAUCCAGACUUCCGGUUCUUUCUCACCCACUACAACAAUUCUUUGAGAUGACAAGAGAUGCCUUGCCUCACGCUGUAAAUUGUUUUUGGUAUUUCCUGUUGUUGGCUGAGCCGGGCUACCUGUAACACUAUGUUGUUGAUCGUGUAACGUAGCGCUUACAUCUCUGAACUCUUUUUUUUUUGAUAUGGUUCAGUAGUUCAAUGCCAGACAGCUAAUUUGUAAUGUCUCCAAUAAUUCUUUGGUGUAGGUAAACUUUUACGUGGAGAAAAACAUAAUGGAGACUUGUAAAACAGAAACUGAUGGUUAUGAAAUUUAAAUUUAUAGAAUUGAUAAUACCUAGCUUGUCAA
Setaria italica (foxtail millet) is the source of this 1911-nucleotide messenger RNA. RefSeq lists its product as uncharacterized. The record is from RefSeq and is a predicted model, not a curated record. NCBI's taxonomy places the organism in Eukaryota, Viridiplantae, Streptophyta, Magnoliopsida, Poales, Poaceae. The transcript has 6 exons. The coding region runs from base 319 to 1614 and encodes 431 amino acids.